UUAAAGAAUGUACCACCUUCUGGAAACUGUUGAGGACAAUGUAAGGAUGGUGAUGGUGGUGCCAGAUGUGUGGCUGCUGCCUGGCAAAAACCAAUGUUACUGGCCAAGCACACCAACUGCUGGAGAUGCAUGGGUGCGCAAUGCCAAGCAGCCAUGUGAGAGCUGGCAGAUUUUUACAUAUGAGAAAAUUCUGCACAGCAAUGUUUCCUAUGAAAAAAUAAAAUCACUCGAGAGAAAGGCUCUAGAUAAGAGUGAUGUUGAGAGCUCAGGAUCAGAGCCACAUCGGCAGUCACGGCCAACAAUUAGAUGGAGUCCCAAUGAUGAUUCUGAAUCAUCAGAAUCAUCACCUGCCAGGAAGAAGCAGUGCAGAGUCGGGGUGAGGCGGAGGUCAAGGUCACCUAUACCUUCCAUAAAAUAUUUGCCACAACUACCUGAAGCUUCCAAAGCUGUUCCAAAACCCCCUGUAUCAUAUGCACAGUUUUCAGCGUCCCCUAGUUUUUCUGGCUUCACCCAGCAAAGUACAGAUCAGCUGAUGCCAUUUUUUAAAAAGAUUAUGGAAAACAACGCAGAGCUGCUUGAAGAAAUCCGGCGCCUGCAUAGAAAAGUGGAUAGGCUUGAGGCUAAGUUAAAUGGUAUGGGGGAGGAUAUGCCAGAAACUAUCCAGAGCUUGCCAGAAGGGUACACCUUUCCUUUAGAGACAGUGGAGCAAAUGGUCAGCCUGGAUAGUUGUCUGAAUGACACUGCAGUACAGAAGAGGAUGAGUCUUUACCUCAGCAACUAUGGAGGUAAAAAUGCUCGACAUGGUCUGUUCAGGGUUUUAAAAGAAUUAAUAUGUCCUCAAUUGUCGACUCUUUACUCAUUUGAAGGCAAAAAAGGAAAACUGAAAUUCAAUGACCUCCGGAACCUCAAGAUGACAAUUUUUGAUUCUAUACUAAGAUCUUUUAAAAAUUCUACUAUAAAAGAACUGGAAAAGGGGACAAGUGAAUGGCUUGCCAUGUCUGGUGACCGUGCAGGGGGGAGAAAAAGAAGAGAGGGCCCCAACAAACAGCUACAUAAUCAUAAAGAGGCUGAGUGAUUAUUUUA
Physella acuta is the source of this 1083-nucleotide messenger RNA. RefSeq lists its product as uncharacterized. Lineage: Eukaryota; Metazoa; Mollusca; Gastropoda; Physidae. The record is from RefSeq and is a predicted model, not a curated record.